CACCUGGUAAUGCUAAUGACCUGACAGGGACGGUAUAAAACCUGGCUACCGGUUACCGUGGACAUCACUUGCGGUUGGACCAUCUCACCUGUACGUAUAGUCGACUGGCAGCUCGGGAACCAAGAUGAUGGUGAAGCAAAGAUCCGUGGCACUCCUGGUCAUCUUCCAGGUGGUGAUUGCCUCCGCCGCUCCCUACAGCCAAGAUGGAAGUGGAUCUGCCAGUGCUGGUGCCUCCGUAGGCAGUGCUGGAAGUACCGAUUUUCUGUCCUCUGGAAGUGAUAGCUUUGGAUCCUCAGGAGGUUCUGGCUUUGGAGUUGGAUCUUCUUCUGGAAGCGCUGGAUUUGGAUCUUCUGGAAGUGGCGGUGGUUUUGGAUCUUCUGGAAGUGCUGGAUUUGGAUCUUCAGGAAGCUCGGGGUUUGAAUCUGGUGUCAGCUCCGGUUCUGGAUCUUCUGGAGGUACUGACUUUGGAUCAUCUCCGAGUUUUGGACAAGCCUCGGGUUCCAGUUUUGGAUCUGCUGCAAGCCCCAGCUUUGGAUCUGCUGGAGGUGCUGGUCUUGGAGCCACAUCAGGUGCCGGAUUUGGAUCUGCUGGAGGUGCUGGUCUUGGAGCCACAUCAGGUGCCGGUUUCGGACCUGCUGGAGGUGCUGGUCUUGGAGCCACAUCAGGUGCCGGUUUUGGAUCUGCUGGAGGUGCUGGUCUUGGAGCCACAUCAGGUGCCGGUUUCGGACCUGCUGGAUUUGCCGGUGUUGGGUCCGCUGGAGGUCGCCCUACACUUGGAUCAGGUGGUUUAGGCUUCAGCAGUGAAUCAGAAGAAGUUGGCCUAGGUUACAGCGUAGACAAUUCCAGAGAAGAUAACUCCCGGGAAUAUGGGAACAGACCACCACGUUUGUUUUGGUAAAGAGUGUGAAUAUAUCAAGUUAUGCCCUAUGGAAUAAGUGAGUAUUUUUGGAACUGAAGGUUAAUCAUUUUAACCUAGCCGUGUCAAGGACCUGUGCCUUGCAGUCGGUCAUUCUAUAUAAAUCUGUUGAAUGGUUUUGAAAUAAAUGGUCUAAGUUAUGGAAGAAAAUGUUAAUCUAUUUAUCACUGAAACCAAGUUUUCCUUAUGUCUGUGAAAUACAUUUUUUGUUUUCAGUAAAAAUGGUUUUACCA
Molecule: messenger RNA, 1149 nt
Organism: Macrobrachium nipponense
Lineage: Eukaryota; Metazoa; Arthropoda; Malacostraca; Decapoda; Palaemonidae
Exons: 2
Coding region: 125-898 (257 amino acids)
Source: RefSeq, a predicted model, not a curated record